Phacochoerus africanus (Common warthog) is the source of this 2955-nucleotide messenger RNA. It is a transcript of the gene CCDC142, whose product is annotated as coiled-coil domain containing 142. The transcript is spliced from 9 exons. NCBI's taxonomy places the organism in Eukaryota, Metazoa, Chordata, Mammalia, Artiodactyla, Suidae. The record is from RefSeq and is a predicted model, not a curated record. Bases 75 to 2381 code for a protein of 768 amino acids.
AGCCGCGGCUGCCGCGGGCGUUGGGUAAUGAGGGAAGGUGGGAAUCGUUCGGUUCGUUCCAGACGCGGCGUCCCAUGGCCCAGGCGUCUCGAUCUGGUGGCCUUCUGCCUCCGCUAGCUAACGUGCCGCCGUUGGGGGCGCAGUCCCGGGGCGUUGGGGAGGAGCAGUGGCAGAAAAAGCGGGCGGGAGUUCUCCGCGGGGACGUUUGUGGCUGGCCCGAGUUGCCCUUUGCCGGGAGCAUCCCCUGCCUAGACCCACGACCCACCGUAGCUCCGGGAGGGCAGCCGUGGUGGGCAGCGCCAACGCGGGAGGACGCAGGAGAGCACAGCGAUGCCGGCGCCGCGGACUGGUGGCAGGAGCUGGCAGCUGGCGUCCCGAUCCCUCCUGCGCUGCAGCGUCUCCGGGCGGUGUUGCUGCGGCUGCACCGCGAGCGGGAACAGCUCCUCCAAGCCCGGGACUGCGCCCGCCACCUACAGGCUGCCGUGCGCCUCCUGAGGAUCCUGAGUCCCGGCGCUCCAUCCCCUGGCCCCGGCCGCUUGCCUCAGCUGUGCUGGGACGUGUUGCCGCACCCUUCUGGAGGGGCUGUCCUGAGAAGCAGCCUUCGGGAGACCGCCGCGUCGCAACUCCUGGCGCGCCUCGUCGGACUAGCAGCCCAGCGCCUGGAUGCUACCAUCGAGAUGCAGCUUCGGGCUCUGGGCCGGGCGCCUGCCAGCCGAGGCUUAUCGUCCCAACUCGCCGACCUGCUGCUGGCACUUCCCGCCUACCACCACCUGCAGGGAAAAGCCUUGAGCCACGUUCCCGGGGCAGCGCGCCCUUUCCCCCCCGCCCGUGUGCUCCGCCUCCUGACGGGGGAACGGGGUUGCCAGGUGGCAGGUUGGCUAGAUGAGGCGCUCAAGGGAUCUGGCUUGGAGGACCAGCUCCGGAGGCGGUGCCAUGAGGAGCGGGAGCUGCUGCCAGGUCUACUGGGCCUGAUGGGGGGCGUGGCGGGUUCAGCCAGCAGUGGACUGGGGCUUGGGGGGGCUGGAGCCCUGUGGAGCCAGUACUGGACUUUUCUGUGGGCAGCCUGUGCUCAGAGUCUGGACCUAUGUCUAGGACCCUGGAGGGACCCCAGGGCAGCGGCACAACAGCUGAGGCAGGCACUCGGUCGGGCAUCACUGCCUCAGGAGUGUGAGAAGGAGCUGGAUUCUUUGUGUGGCAACCUAAUUCAUCAGUCUCUUAUCUGGAGCUGGGAUCAAGGCUUCUGCCAGGCCUUGGGAUCUGCUAGUGGAAAUCAGAGCAGCCUUCCUUCAUCCUCUCAUACCACUGAACUUUUGCAAAAGCUCUUCCCUCCUCUCUUGGAUGCCCUUCGAGAACCCAGAUCUGGGCUGCCUCUCUACCAGCCUCCAGGUCCUGCACCCCUUGCCCUGGGGCUCUGUACCCUGCAGACCACUGUGCUCUGGUUUUGGGGCAGAGCUCAGCAGUAUCUGGCAGCAUGGACUCCAAGUUCCUUCCUCCUCCUGAUCCAGAAGGACUUACCACCUCUAUUGCAUGAGGCAGAAGCUUUGUCUAACCUGGCCUCAGAGGAAAGCUUGGCCCUGGAGGUGGAGCAGCAGCUGGGCCUGGAGAUCCAGAAGCUGACUGCACAGAUCCAGCUCCUGCCUGAAGAGUCACUAAGUCUCUUUUUUCAAGAAUGUCGUAAACAAGCCUCACAGGAUUUUGAACUCCACAUGCCACGGGGUCGGUACUGGCGGCAUCGUCUCUGUCCUGAACUUCCCAGCAUUCCUAGUGAGUAUGCUGGGUUGGUGGUCCGCAGAGUACUGGAGCCAGUGCUGCAAGGAUUGCAAGGACUGCCACCUCAAGCCCAGGCCCCCGCCCUCAGCCAGGCACUGACUGCCAUCCUGGGUGCCUGGCUUGACCACAUCCUCACCCAUGAGAUCCGGUUCAGCCUGCAGGGGGCACUGCAGCUCAGACAAGAUUUUGGAGUUGUCCGGGCAUUGUUGGAGGAGGAGCAGUGGGGCCUGUCCCCAGAACUUCGCCAGACUCUGCUCAUGCUCAGCAUCUUCCAGCAGUUGGAUGGAGCCCUGCUGUGUCUGUUGCAGCAGCCUCUGCCCAAGACUCAAAUCCACAGGAGGCCGCUGUGUUGCUGUGCAUGUAAUGAGGCCCAGACCAUGGAAUUGCCCAGCAGCAGCCUCAACAGUCUGGAGAGCUUGGAGCCCCCUCUUCGGCCUGGAGCAACCCCAGCCCAGACACCUCAGCUGCUAAGCACACUGUGGGGAGGGGGACCCAGCCCUGAGGCUUACCUGGUAGGAAAUCAGCAGGCCUGGCUUGCCCUGAGGCAGCACCAGCAUCCCCGCUGGCACUUAUCUUUUCUUUCCUGCCUGGGGGCCAGUUCUGAAUCCUAAGGAGCCACAUCAGAAGCCAGAAAGUCAGAACUUCCAUCUCUGUCUGAAAAAGCCCAGACAUUUAGAAAUGCUUCUUAAAAAAAAGCCUAAUUGGCAGCUUGGGAGAAAGGAUACUUGAGAACCACAAGCUACACAGAGCCUGGACUUAAAAAGCUAAGAAUCCAAGAUCACUCCAGUGCCUGGAAUUCAGAGUAAACAGCAUAACCGCAGCUUGGGACCUAGAGGUCAGCACCCUUGAGUGGCUCAGGCUCAGAUCCCUAUCAGUGAAGACAUCUCAGAGUAGAUACUGGUCAUAGGGGGCUAGACGCUGGGAGAAAGUCUUUAGACUUGAAUCCCAGGGAAAGAGAAAAAGCAGUUGAAAGCAGGCAGCCUAGAUGCCACUUCCUCUUAAGUCCUAGGAGCCAGGUUAAACACAAGAGAGGCUGGGACACUACUACAAAGUAAACUCAUCAAGAACCAUAGAGGUGGAAAAGGAAUUUCUAUACCUAAGUCAGUACCACAGGCUGUAUUGUAUUACCCUGUACUCCCCUCCCCAUUACUAUUUUUAAAAACAUUAAACAUUUAAGGACCUUCA